This is a messenger RNA of Diplodia corticola, 648 nucleotides long. RefSeq lists its product as uncharacterized. The record is from RefSeq and is a predicted model, not a curated record. The transcript is spliced from 3 exons. Lineage: Eukaryota; Fungi; Ascomycota; Dothideomycetes; Botryosphaeriales; Botryosphaeriaceae. The coding region runs from base 1 to 648 and encodes 215 amino acids.
AUGACAGACAGCUAUAGGGCUCAGACGCGGGUGAUUGCCAUCCGACAGCAUCGGGGCUGGAACACGCACCAGUACAAGCGUUUUCUCGCUGCCGUGGUGGACGAGGGAAAAGAACUCAUCUACGGCGACAAGUACUGGAAACAACAGGAGAAGCCCGAAGCCGUGCUGUGGCGCAAUUUGCCGGACAUGGUCGUCCGACAGAUACUCGCUGAACUACGCAAGAACCUGGCCAACGAUGAUAUAGAGCGCAGAAUGCCGCUCGAUGACAUGAUCCUCCGCUGGAAGCUCCUCCCUUGGCUGCGCGACCACCCGAGAAGGACCAGCGCGCAGAAAGCGCCCGAGUCCGGACCGCCUCGGGCGCGCCAUCAGAGGCCAAAUGCCAAUCUUCAGGCGCCCGGCGCCUCACACAAGCAGCCCACUGCAGUCUCCCAGCCAAAAGCGUCAGGAGUAGAAAGUCGCGACGGUGACUCCACCACUCCCAGAUUGGAUGACCACGCACAACCCACCAUGGCCUCUCCUCUUCCAACCGACUCCGGCCGUGGUCCCUCACACCGGUAUUUUGAUCCCGUGCUGGAUGCUAUAAACUCUUUGGGGAGGAAUGACCCCGCCGCUGCUAAUGCAUCAUGGCACGGCGAACGGACUACCUGA